This is a messenger RNA of Malaclemys terrapin pileata, 1097 nucleotides long. It is a transcript of the gene DNAJC5, whose product is annotated as DnaJ heat shock protein family (Hsp40) member C5. The transcript is spliced from 6 exons. NCBI's taxonomy places the organism in Eukaryota, Metazoa, Chordata, Testudines, Emydidae. Bases 277 to 873 code for a protein of 198 amino acids. Gene Ontology annotation, biological process: regulation of synaptic vesicle cycle. The record is from RefSeq and is a predicted model, not a curated record. Gene Ontology annotation, cellular component: intracellular membrane-bounded organelle; membrane; presynapse.
CCUCUGCCCGGCUCCUCCCCUCCCCCUUCGCUCCUUGUCCCGCUCGCUUGUGGCGCUUGGCGGCUGCUGAGGAGACGCCGCCGCCGGAGCCCGGGCCGGCCUGUGAGGAGGAGCCGCCGCCCCGCACCCCCCCCCGGGAGAGCCGCCUCCGCCCCCCUCGCCCGGCGACACCCCCUCCCCGGUGCUGCCCGCCCACCGGCCCGCCGCGGCGCGCGCAGAACUCCUGAUUUCCAUUCUCUUGUGGGGAAGAGUUCCUGUUAUACUUGUUAGUUCAACAUGGCAGACCAGAGGCAACGUUCGCUGUCUACCUCCGGAGAAUCGUUGUACCAUGUUCUAGGACUGGACAAGAAUGCCACUUCUGAUGAUAUAAAAAAGUCAUACAGGAAACUUGCAUUGAAAUAUCAUCCUGAUAAGAACCCAGAUAAUCCAGAGGCUGCAGAUAAAUUUAAAGAGAUCAACAAUGCACAUGCAAUAUUGACUGAUGCCACAAAACGAAACAUCUAUGAUAAGUAUGGCUCCUUGGGCCUGUAUGUAGCAGAGCAGUUUGGAGAGGAGAAUGUCAACACAUACUUCGUCCUAUCCAGCUGGUGGGCAAAGGCCCUGUUUGUGUUCUGUGGGCUCAUCACCGGCUGCUACUGCUGUUGCUGUCUGUGUUGCUGCUGUAACUGUUGCUGUGGAAAGUGUAAACCUAAACCUCCUGAAGGCAGCGAGCAGGAAUACUAUGUCUCUCCAGAGGACUUGGAGGCACAGUUACAGUCGGACGAAAGGGAGGCCGCAGACACACCUAUUGUGAUACAACCAGCAUCAGCCUCAGAGACGACCCAGCUCACAACCGACUCUCACCCCAGCUACCACACUGAUGGAUUUAACUAAUGAUUUAGAAUGGAUAAAUAAAUACACGGCCAACUCAACACUAGAAUCAUGAACAUUAGAAAUAGCGAAUGGAGAGGGGGAAAAGUUUUGCCACAGUAAGAAGGCAGUCUCCAACCUGCCGAGAAUAUUUUGUAAUCCCUUCAGCCUUUUGUCACCUUCAGUGUCGUAUCUUGAUGAUACAUGAAGUGCUGUAGCAUGCAGUAUUUAAAGCAGUUUAGCUAUGG